Molecule: messenger RNA, 2850 nt
Organism: Juglans microcarpa x Juglans regia
Lineage: Eukaryota; Viridiplantae; Streptophyta; Magnoliopsida; Fagales; Juglandaceae
Product: probable E3 ubiquitin-protein ligase XBOS32
Exons: 10
Coding region: 1422-2669 (415 amino acids)
Molecular function (GO): protein binding
Source: RefSeq, a predicted model, not a curated record
GAGAGGAACAACCCAACUACCUACCAGGUUGACUGGCCUAAUAGGCUAAUAUCAUCCAAUCAUGAGAGACGCGCUUUUGUUGCAAUACAUUGUUGGUUGCGGUUGCUGUAAAAAGUCAUUGUCCCCAAUAAAACAUCUCGCACUUCUGUUCCUCUUUAUUUAUCCACUUGCCUUUUUAUUUUAGGCAAAUUCAGCUAACCAAAUGACUGUACGUAUAUAUAGGUUUUUAUAUAUAUCAUGCCUUGCACCUUAUUUUUGGGUCAAUUCUCCGCUAAAGUUUGAUCAGUCUCUCCAGCAAAGGAGAUUACUUAUCUGGGUGUAGCAGAUUUCGUUCUUUAGGUACAUCUGGAUUUGGGUAUUUGGAUAUUCUGACUUUUGCUUGAGAAUUUGGAAGUGGGUGUUGUGUAGUUUUGAAUCUUUUUAUUUUGUGUUUUUAUAAGUAGUUAUUACGGAUUUUUGCUUUUGAGGGAAAAUUUGGAGUGGGUAUCGGAGGAUUUUGAUUCGUUUAGGAUUAUAUACAGGUGGGUACAAGAAAUUCGGGUUCUUGGGACAUAUUCACCAAUCGUUGAGGGUGAAUUUGGCAGUCAUUGGAGAUUUUGAUUCUUUCAGCACUUAGAGGUGCGUGUCAGGAAUUCGGAUUCUUGGGGGAUAUUCACCAAUCGUUGUGGCCAUUUUGGGGCGAAAGUAUAAAGGAUGAUUUUAGGAUUGAUUUAAGAAUAUAGUACGCUGUUGAAAAGGAAUUUAAAGUUGUCUGUUGCAACUUGUAUGUUUGUUGGGUUUCUCGACGUUUACGAGGACUUUUAAACUAAUCUAUAAACAAUCACAUCUAUGUCAAUUUUUUCUAAUGGGUAGUUUCAGAGUGGGUUGCUCCUCAUUUUCCCAAAAGAGGAUGUGUGCGUAACGAAACAAGAACAUCAGCUCUGUGUGUUCGUGUGUGUGUGGGAGCAUCAAUGCUAGUGGGACUCUGACCGUUACAACCAAUGCUUCUGCUGUCCUUGAGAGGCUUUGUCAUGGGUUGUUAUCAGUUUGGUAAGACUAAGAAGUUUUGUGAAGAGAUUUAAGGGUUACUUUUCAGUUUCUAUUUAUUCCUUAUGCGAAUUCGCUGAUGGAUUAAGGAUCAAUGUUCUUUGUAUUACUCCAUUUAUGAAGAAGGGACAUGAGCUAGGCAGCAAUCUCGUUUGGUUUGGUUUGGUUUGGCUUAUUUGAAAAUCUUUGCGGGUCAUGGGGUUUCUUAGCAUAGUCGGGAAUUCAUUCGGAUGUUCGGCAUCUGGGGAGCGCUUAGUUUCAGCAGCAAGGGAUGGAGACCUUCAAGAAGCCAAGGCAUUGUUGGAUUAUAAUCCCCGUCUUGCGAGAUAGUCUGUCUCUUACUCGAGUCUGGAGUUGAUAUUAAUCUCAGAAACUAUCGUGGUCAGACUGCUUUGAUGCAAGCUUGCCAGCACGGUCAUUGGGAAGUCGUUCAGAUUCUGGUUGUUUUUGGAGCCAAUAUUCACAGAGUGGAUUAUCUGAAUGGGGGUACUGCCCUCCACUUAGCUGCUUUGAAUGGUCAUUCGCGGUGCAUUCGUCUCCUCCUUGCAGAUUACAUACCUAGUAUCCACAGUAUCUGGAAGGUAUUAAGGAGAAGACCAGACAGUGAAGAAUCAAUCUUAGAAUUUGAUGACAGUGAUCUCUGUCAGGUAAUUAAUAAGCCUGCUGAUGGAGGCAUCACUGCUCUCCACAUGGCAGCACUGAAUGGGCAUGUCGAGAGUGUGCAAUUGCUCUUGGACUUGGGGGCUUCUGUUUCUGAGGUCACUGUGGAGGAUGGAACCACAAUCGAUCUAAUAGGUGCUGGAAGCACAGCUCUGCAUUAUGCUGCAUGCGGGGGAAAUGCACAAUGUUGUCAAAUUUUAAUUGCCAGGGGUGCCAGUCUGACUGCUGAAAAUGCGAAUGGAUGGACUCCCUUGAUGGUUGCUCGUUCAUGGCAUAGAAGUUGGCUUGAGGAAAUUCUUAGAACUGAGCUGGCAGGGCAGGCACGAAUUCUUCCUACACCCUAUCUGUCACUUCCCCUUAUGAGCAUUUUCAAAAUUGCUAGAGAAUGUGGAUGGAGGACAGGUGAAUCUUCAGCUGCAUGUCAUGAUCCAUGUGUCGUCUGUUUGGAAAGAAAGUGCACAGUAGCUGCAGAAGGUUGUGAUCAUGAGUUCUGCACACGGUGUGCCUUGUACCUUUGUUCCACAAACUGCACCUCAAACGUUGCUAAUGGUCCCCCAGGCUCGAUAGCAUGUCCUCUAUGCCGGCAUGGCAUAGUUUCAUUUGUCAAGCUUCCUGGAACAAGACCAGUUGUUAAGGAGAUUGCGAGAACAAGUUUGUCCCUAUCAUUUUGCACUUGUUCUGGCGAAGGACCAGACUCAUCUUCACUAGAGACCCCAUUUUGCAAGCCCGAGCUACGUUGCUCCAGAAUUUCCCCUCUAGGAUCUUCUUUCCGCUCCCUGAGCUGCCAAAGGUUCCCAUCCAUGAGAAUUAACUAUAACUUUCUUUGCAAGGGAGCUCCAGAUAUUUGUCGUUCUUUAAUUCCCUGCACUGUAAAUCGAAACUUGCGGAGGUGUUCAAGAUCAGGCUUUAGGCGAUCGGCUUCUGAGGGCCGAAGAACAUGGCUCUCUGCUCUAAAUCACUACGUAACUUCUGGUGGUGUAUGAUGAAUUUUUUUUUUCUUUUACUGCAUUCCCUUUUUUUGGCAUUCCAAAAUCCAAGCCAUGGUUUCUCUUUUUGUUUUUUUUUUAUUGUUUUUGUUCCUGAUAAAAUAAUGAGCUACUCUUUGGAUGAUGAUCAUUGUGCUUGUAGAUAUAUUAAUUAAUUGAACGAGGUCAUUUUUUUUUU